AUGGCAAAACUGUUUCGUAUGAUCAGACUCAAUGAUCGUUUCGAUACACAAGUCUUUACGUUUGCUCUGCCAAAUAAGAUUCUACGAGAAUUUUCACCAGACGUGUAUUCAAAGGAUUUUGUUUACGGUUAUCAGAAAUGGACGGUAAGCUUUGUUAAAAGCGACCACCAUUUGGGUGCUUAUCUAAAACUGCAGACCUCGUCUGCCGCUAUGUUGUGUAAACUGGAUUACUCCUUUACAUUUCUUAACAGUGAACACUUUACAAAGAAUGAAUCUUUUCUGGAGAAGGGUUGUGAAUUCUCUGAUCAGGCGGACACAAAAGGUCGAAAAACAUUUGUGCCUCUGGAAGAUUUGAUGCUGCGGAAAUUUAUGCAAGAAAAUGGUGAAUUUCUUGUCGAGCUAGAGCUCCGGAAUGUCGUGUCUACAUUAAAUUGUUGUCUAAAUAUUCCUAAAGAUUACACAAAUCGGUACACAUACGGUCCCCGGAUGGAAUCACCCUACUUCUCAUUUGGUUUGUUCGACUGGAGCAUUUCUUUGUUUCCCAACGCCAGCACGGCAGACACUGAGAGUAAUGUGGCCAUCCAGCUUCAUCGUCACACCAGUUUUGACCACUUGUGUAACGUCAAAUAUCACGUGACCCUUGGGGAUAGCAAUCCUUACGAUUCCGGAACUAUCGAUCAGCUGCUGGACGCCACCGGAAACAGUGAUCCUUACGUCAUCGGAUCCACCCUACAACUACUGGCCAAGGGUCGUACGUCUAUAAAAGUCAGACUGGACAUGUACUCGGUCGUGUCUGUCAGUGAGGUUUCACUUUUAGUGCUAAAUAGGAACAAAAAUCGUGCCCAUCUGUACGACCGUGACAAGCAGGCAUGGAUGUUAGAGGCAGACGCGAGUGGGAAAUUUCUGGCCUUCCGGUUAUACUAUACAGAUAUUUCACACGUGCCACGGAAAUUUACGCGAUAUGUGUCGUUCAAUAUUGUGGUUGUGCCCGCUAAUCCAGAGAGGAACACGUCACGAGCUCCCAAUGGCCCAUUCUAUAGGUAUUAUGUCCAGCAAGACCUCGACGACGGCUACAUGGUGCACACCGACAUCAAGAUCGACGAGCUGAACGAUCCAGACGGUGACUUUCUCAGUAGUGAUGACCAGACACUCACUGUCCACAUCGAGUGGAUAGACUCCCAUCUACUCAUCAGUCCAAACUUUCACAGCCUUGACGACGCAACCAGACUACAUAAACACCAAAUGAUGCGAGAAAUUCUGGCAUUGCAGGCGGAAAACUAUGCGUUGGAAAAACAAGUUUACAGCUAUCAGCAAUCGAUUGCCAGGACAAAUGCCAGAUGGCCUAGUUAUGGCAGCCAAGACGAACCAUCAAUAAACGACAAGCGCCAGUGA
Messenger RNA from Ylistrum balloti, 1392 nucleotides. RefSeq lists its product as uncharacterized. Bases 1 to 1392 code for a protein of 463 amino acids. NCBI's taxonomy places the organism in Eukaryota, Metazoa, Mollusca, Bivalvia, Pectinida, Pectinidae. The transcript has 3 exons. The record is from RefSeq and is a predicted model, not a curated record. Gene Ontology annotation, molecular function: protein binding.